GCAUGUAUAGACGACAAUUUAGACAUGGUGGAGUUCCUGGUGGACCAAGGGGCGGACGUCAAUCGGGGGGACAUGGAGGGGUGGACGGCGCUACACGCCACCGCCUCCUGCGGGUUCAACAGUAUAGCCAAGUUCCUAAUAGACCGGGGAGCAGAUCUCUCCUUAGUGAACAACGAUGGUGACCUAGCCAUCGAUAUAGCAGAUUCAGAUGAAAUGGAAAGUUUAUUACAACGAGAAAUAGAAACUAGGGGAAUUGAUUGUGAUGCUUCUCGAAAUGAAGAGGAGCGGCGAAUGCUAGAAGAUGCUCAGAUGUGGCUUGGUGCUGGUUACCUUGCUGACAGACCUCACCCAAAGACUGGGGCUACGGCACUUCAUGUAGCAUCAGCAAAAGGUUACAUCAAAGUUAUGAGUUUAUUGUUAGAGGCGGGAAGUGAUAUCAAUGCUCAGGACCUUGAUGGAUGGACACCUCUCCAUGCUGCUGCACAUUGGGGUCAGAGGGAAGCUGUAGAAAUCUUAGCAGAAAAUAUGGCUGAUAUGGAUGUCCGGAAUUUUGUGGGUCAGAGUGCAUUUGAUGUUGCAGAUAACAGUUUAUUACGUCUAAUGGAUGAACUCAAGAGAAAACAGGUUUCUAUGAAAGUAAACCAAAAUAAACAGACCCCAAGAAAGCGCAAAACCUCCCCCCACCGAGACCAUAGUAAUAAGAAGGAGCGUGAAGACCAGCGGGAGUCUGAUGGUACGUCUGGUGAUGAGUCCUCAUCUGAUGUGGAGAAGAAAAAUAAGGUGAACAAAGAGAAUGCCACCCCACAGAUCAUCCCCACAAGUGUAUUAUCUGAAAAGAACAGCAGCCGGGCGCUUCCUCAGGCCCGGGCUGACAGCACUAUGGAUGAGUCAGAAGUUCAGUCUUGGAGAAGACCUUCCUCACUUCGCAAGACUAUCUCAGAUGACAAAAACCAAAAAGAAGAAGUAUCUCGCAACAUAUCCACGCAACCACGGCCGAGCACCAGAGAAUCGGAAGACAUACUACCAGGGAAGAGAGCCCCAGAAAAGGAUGAAAGCUCUCUGAGCGUCACCCGAGAGAGACUCAAGGCGCGGUCAUGCCCAGCUCUAAGUCAGUUGGAGGAGGAGGAAGGAAGGGAAGGAGGAGGAGGAGGAGGGGGGGCACAGGUGUUUCCCCGACCCCGCUCACGCCUGGGAGUGAUUACCUCCUCUUCCACCUUGUCAUCACCCUCAUCCUUAGCCAUGUCACAGCGUCUGUCAUCCUCAGACAUUAAUCUUCCUACUGUUCCAAAUCACCCUAACCCUAGCUCUUCCAAACCUCACAUAUCCAUAACCAAUACCCAGUUGCCGAACCCUGCCUUUGAGGCAUUUGUUCCCAACCUUAGCCCAGUGUCCUCUCCUGUGAAAACAGCAGAUAUCACAAUCACACCACCACCCACUUCUGAUAUACCUACAGUUAAAAAUAAUAAUACUAAUAUGAAUGUAAAUACAAUAUCAUCAACAGAAACAUGUAAUAUAUCCACCUCUGUUGAAGAUACACCAGUAUCAACACCACCUCAUCCAGUCAUAUCAUCUUCCACAAGUCAAACCACUACAGUUUCCAACAAUACGACAUCCAAUACGACAUCCACUUUAAGUCCCAAGCCAAUUUUAAGUCCGACUCACAGGCCUUUGGGACAGUCACUCUCAACCCCAAUAUUACCAGGCUCAUCCCCAUUGUUACCAUCUGCGCCAUCUGCGUUAACCCCCUCCUCCUCCAUGGUUACUACCUCCACCUCCACCACCACCAUCACCACCGCUGGCCUGGCCUCUCUCUCUACUAACCAAACUACUAACAACAAGGACCCCCGGCUGCUGGCACGGUCCGCAUCCCUGAGAGAAAGAAUUCAGAGGAAUCAUGUGGACAGCAUGGCGCGUGUCACUCUGCCUCAGGAGCCCAACGUGUCUACCAGCUCAGUCGUCACCACCAAUGCUUCACCUCCUGCGCGCACCAUAGGAAGCCUCGUGCACUCGUCUAGGUCGUUUGUGCCGCCGAGUCGUGAUGAGGAGAGUGAGACUCAGAGGAAGGCCCAUGCCAAGAUGGUGCGAUCGACUCGAAGGUCCACGCAAGGAGUUACCCUAGAAGAUAUCAAAUCUGCCGAGCAGCUCAUGAAGAACAAGCAGCAGCAGCAGCAGCUUCAGCAGCAGGCGUCUACAUCUAGUCCAGAGUCCAAGGAAUCACCGUCCUCCACCCUCACUGUGUCCACCCCCACCACACAAGGCACACCCACAACUACCCCAUCUUCACCCUCAUCCAAGCCAAAGCCCGAGUCACCCACCAAACCCGAAGAAGAGGAGCGUCGGCCCUCCUGGAGGCUGAAGGUGGAUGAGACUGAUAAGAAUAAGUUUUCAUUGGAAAAUGUUCGAUCAAAAGACAAACCUGAAGUUGAAAAUGAUGCUGAAUCAGUCACAGUUCCACUACGUAAAAAGAAUUCUGAAGAGAAAGCAGAUGAAGAUAAAGAUAGCGAACGCAUUUCGCAAACGCGGGAGGGCACCCAGGCUGCAAUCCAACGGCGGAAAAAACCCAAGAGGCGCUCCACGGGCAGGGUGCAAGUCAACAUGGAUGAGAUUGACCCUGAGAAGAGAGCACAGCGCUUGGCCGAGCAACAGCAACAGCCAGGCGAUGAAGGCAGCGAGGAGGAGGAGGAAGAGAAAGAUUCGGUAAGUGUAGGCCUAUGCCGCCCUGAUGAAGUAACGUGUCGCUGCACCUUUCCCCUGUCUGUCAGUGAGCGAGGGGAGGCAUCCAAAGGAUCGACCACAUCUCUGGGAUCGACUAUCAAUAGUCGUCCUUCAUCAAGGGCUCCUUCGCUUGGGCCAGAAAAUGGCGACAUCGAUUACAAGAAGUUAUAUGAGGAACAGCUGGAAGAAAACUUCAGAGUUCAUGAACGCCUUCGAGACACAGAGUCUGAGCUGCGGCAAACACGAGAAGCAAUUGAUCUCAACAAUAAGAAGAACAACACACGUCUUGCGAUGGCCGAGGCGGACAAACGGGAGAAGCGAGCCCUUGAACGCAAACUCUCCGAGAUGGAAGAAGAGUUGAAGCAAUUGCAAAAACUUAAGGCCGAAAAUGAAAAGUUGAAGGCUGAAAACCGAGCCUUGACUCGGGUGGUGUCCAAAUUGACCAAUUCAGCCACAUCGGGCAUGGGUAACUUGGCCACCUUGAGCAAAUAGUUGCUGGAACAACUGAAGCAGGAGAAUCAGCGUUUGAAGGAUGAAAAUGGGGCACUCAUCCGCGUGAUCAGCAAGCUGUCAAAGUAGUGAACACUCAGCUGUGAAUGUUGCUGCAAUGGAUGCUGCAGAUGAUUUGGUCUUCUGAUGAGAACCCCUCAAGCUGCAACCCAGUUGUUACAUAACUCUAGAGGAACUCUUUGGAUGUUCUAAAGCUUUCCUGCAAAACUAUGGGUGACUGUUAAGUCUUGCUGGGUGUUCUUCUUGCUAUUUAAGAAGUCCUAGUAGCUAUUCAAUAAGCUGGCUCACUGCCCAUGGCAUAUUCUAGGCUUAUCCAGUCACCAGAGUCUAGUGCCCAAGUAAAUGUUGUCACUGUGUGUAGGCCCAGUAUAUAUGGUGUAGGUGUUCAUACUGUGCCUCGUUAAUUGGCUGGUUUUAGUCUCAAAGCCUGAUGAAACAUUGUUAAUCUGAGAAUCAUGUUCCCUCAAAAACAAAAAUAAAUAGUAAUAAUAAUAAUAAUAAUAAUAAUGAUAAUGCUAAUAAUAGUAAAGUUAUAUAUUGUUAAGUACUUAAAGUAUUGAUUGUUAUAAUGUGUUAGAAAUGUUAAUGCAUUUACAAUGCCAUUAUUAGUUGUUACAGGAAUCAAGCACUUUGGAAUAAUGAUGUCCAGAUUAAAGAGUUUCACUACAUAAUAGUUGCUCCUGAUGAUAGUGAUAGACAGGGAGAAGUUAGAGAGUGUAUACCUUUUAUGCCUAGUGGAUGCUGGCUGAGACAAAGUAACUAAUGAAGAGUCUCACUGCCAGGCUGAGAUGUGAAACUUUAUGUAAAGGAGUUCAGCCAUUGGAAGGGUUUCACCACGUCAAAACAAUUCUUUUUGUAAGUGAAUUUGAGUCAGAAUAACUGCAUUGUGAUGGCUCAGGCUCACAGUUCAUGUCAUAAAGACAUUCUUGUUGUCCUUGUAACUUAGGACUGGUGUCCCAGCGGGCUAGACGAGUAAAGUCUGACUUGCAUGGAAAGAAUCCCAAUGACACACUCGGCCAGUGGCUCCACCUUUCCCCAAAGCCAAGUAAAACGGAAAUUUAAAGUAUAUUUGUGUGUUUUGCUCUUGUUGUCUAAGCUUCACAUUUUCCACAAACUUUCCUAGUACUUUCAUUAUUUUUAUUUUUACUUUAUUUUUUCUUUUGUAAUUACAAAUACACUUUUAGUAUUGUCAGAACGUACCAGUAGCCAUUGAUUGGCUUAAAAGGAUGAACCUUUGCUGUCUGAGACCCAACACAUCAAUGGCCAAGGCCAGUUCUGCUUUAGCUCUGUGUCCUACAGUCAGUAUUUGCUUGUACAGUGCCCAUGCUGGAUGUGUGGAAGAUCUGCUGUACAUUUGAGCAGUGAUGUGUGAUUUGAGAAUUGUAACCACUGUUGAUAAGUAAUUGGUGUAUAUAUUAUUAAAACUGGCCUUGUCAGUCACCAAAACUGGAAGCCAGAUUGCUCUUUACUUAAACAUUUAGCUUAUGCAUUUUCAAAAGUCUUGGUUACAAUCCUCAGGAAAUUAACUGAAAAGCAAUGCUAAAAGGCACAGAAAUUCACUCAGUGCUGGAUGUAGAUUUGAACUUAAACCAGAAAUCUUGUUAAUAACCAUGUAUAUUCAAAGGUGUACAUAGAAAUGUCAAAACCAUAGCAUAAAUACAAUCAUGAUUAUACAUAUUAUGUAAUGAAACAUUGACCUUAAUAUUUUCUCAAAUAAUACCAGGUUUGCAUUAAGGCUCUGUCAAGUGAAGAGCAUUUGUAUCUUUUCUUUUUUCCUCCAUUAUGGUGUUCAUGGUAAUGUUUUUUGUUUUAUCUUUUUUUUUUCCAGAAAAGUUGACAAAAAUCUUGAUUCUCAGUUCAAAUUUUCUUUACCAGGUCAUUGACUUCCACUUCAAGAAAAGUCUGGUGAAGUAAUUAUAUAAAAAAUAUAUAUAUAAUCUAUUUAUUUUUGAUUAUUUAUUCACAUUGCUUGAAAAUCUCUUCAAUCUGCUAAAUAAGAUGAAGCGUAACUGAUUUGAGAACAGUUAUGAAAUCAAUAACAAGGUUGCAUAGUGUUUUGCCAACAUGGUAAUUUUCCUUUAUCAUAUAGAAAAAACACAAAUAACACUGUAAUCGAUUUUCAUACUGCUAUGUAAAUGGUUAAUUUCUUCUGUAAGAUUUUUCCUGUUUCCUGUUGAAAAUUCUAAAUGUUAAAACUGCUUUAAUUGUGAAUAAAGUGUAAUAAGGUACAUUUUGAAAAAUGAUUAGAUCUUCUCUUACUCAGAUGGGUAAAGAAAAAGCCUUCAUCUUUUUCACCACUUAUUCUUUAUUUUUCUUUACUGUGUUAAAACAUGAUAUUAUGUAGCGUUUAUUGAACAAAGCAAUUAACCUCAAGUUGGUCAUGAUUUGCUGCACAUCACGAAAGCAAUAAAGCAAUAAUGCUCUAAUAGGAUUCUUGUUUUAGAAGGAAAUGCAUUAUAUGAAUUGGCUGCAUCUUUUUCCGAUCUUUUGUGACAGGUACACUUUUCUUUAGGUCAUAUUUAUGCUCUCUUAUGGUGAUUGUCAGUAAUAAUUGCAGAAAGCAGAAGAUUAAGAUCUCUGCAAGUGCCUUAACUGAAAGCAGAUGUUACCAUGUAUAUAUUAUUUUUAUGAUUGAUUUGAGUGUUAGUUCAUCAUUUCCAGUUGAGAUAUCAAUAACAUCUGUUAAAUUUCUUUGUUUUUUACAAUGAUAAGGAAAAAUGAGCCAAGAAAGCAUAAGGAGAAGGUCUAAUAAAUGUCAUCGUAGUCAUACAAUAAUUGCCUGAUGAGAUUCUGUGCCUUUGUUGAUAGAUUGAACAUGAGCUCAUUUGAGUAUGUGAAGACUUGCCUUUGUAUGCGCUGUUGUAAUCUAGAAAGUGUAAAAUAGCUUGCUGUAAACAUGCCUCUUUUGUAAAGCAAAAAGUGUAAACUGACACAAAGGUUAGUUUGAGAUAAAAAAAAAAAUAACAAAAAAAAAUCAACUAUCAUAUAUGUUAAUUUUUAUAAUCACUUAGAUUAUGCCAUGAUUAUUUAUGCAUGCUGGUCACUGAAGAAUAGAAACAUUGGUAGCAGAUGAAUUUGGUAUUAUUCUUUGGCCUUGUGCAUUGAUAAUUUUGGUAUGAUUACCAAGUGAAAAUUUUGUAGAAAAGCCUAGUCAAAGACAGAUUACCUUUGUAGGCUUAAAUAUGUAUCAAACACAAGUUGCUUCAGAUUAUUUGAAUCUAUUGAACUUUCUCCAUAAAAUUAAUUACACUCCAUACAGAUUCUUAAUGAUAUUUAAUAGUGUGUUUUUUCAUGACAGUGCAUAAAUUAUAUCAAGUGCCUUUCUCUUGUAAUUAUUGUAUGUGAAGGAAUAGUGAUUUAAUUAUUCAGUUAUUGUUCUGCAGGUCAUUAUAAACCAUUUGUAAGAUUAUCAUGCAUUGGUCUUGCCACAUUGUAUGUAAUUAUUUGCAAUAGAUGGUAGUCAUUUUUCUGAAAUCUUACAUAAUUAUAAUAAAUAUUUAAGAAAAUAAAGAUAUUUUAUAGUUAU
Penaeus vannamei (Pacific white shrimp) is the source of this 6751-nucleotide messenger RNA. The record is from RefSeq and is a predicted model, not a curated record. NCBI's taxonomy places the organism in Eukaryota, Metazoa, Arthropoda, Malacostraca, Decapoda, Penaeidae.